GGUCAGAGGUUACAGCUAUCUCUUCCGCCAAUGUGGAAACAUGGCCGAUGAUCAGGAUAAGUUCCAUUCAUUGUUAGAAGGGCUUAUGAACCCUGAUAACAAUGUUAGGACAGCUUUCGAGACAACCUAUGAUGGUAUCCCACCUCAAACAAAGAUAACAUUUUUAAUCCAGGCCUCCAGGAACUGUGAUCGUUCCGUUGAGUCUCGGACUCUAGCAGCUGUGUUAAUACGAAGGUUAUUCAGUUCAAGUUUUGAGGAAGUAUGGCCUCAGCUUCCAGAAGAACUCAAAUCAGCAGUGAAAGAGCAGCUGCUGAUGGCUGUCAAGGAGGAGUUAACUCCCCCUGUUCGAAGGAAGAUGUGCGAUGUUGUGGCUGAACUGUCAAGAAACCUGAUUGAUGACGAUGGUAAUAUGACCUGGCCCGAGGCGCUGAAGUUAAUGUUUGACUGGGCAAGUUCUGAUGACCCAGGGCUUAAGGAGAGUGCUCUACACAUCUUUGGGGCCGUACCUGGGAUAUUUGGCAAUCAGCAGAAUCGUUACCUGGACGUGAUCAAACAAAUGUUAGCACAGAGCCUACAAGACCGAGACCACCCACAGGUGCGUUUUGAAGCGUCAGAAGCCACCACAUCUUUCCUGCUGGCUUUCGAGAAAGAGCCGAACGUCCUGAAUCAUUUCCGAGACUUGGUUCCAGGAGUUGUGGAGAUAGUAGCAGAAAGCAUAGCUGCACAAGAAGAUGACACACUGUUGAAGAGUUUGAUCAACUUGGCAGAGAACAUUCCCAAGUUUUUGAGGCCUCAGCUUGAGAAUAUCAUAGGUUUAUGUAUGAAGACAGUGUCCGAUGCAAACCUUGACGACCAAUGGCGACAACUGGCCUUGGAGGUUAUCGUUACGCUGUCAGAGACUGCCCCGGCUAUGGUUCGCAAGUUUGGGAACUUUAUACCCCUGUUAGUCCCUCAGGUGCUGGCGCUCAUGGUAGACCUGGAAGAUGAUCCCGACUGGGCGUUACAAGAUGAGGUGGAAGAGGAAGAUGGUGACAGCAAUGCAAUCUCGGGAGAGAGUGCCCUGGACAGGUUAGCCUGUGGUUUAGGGGGCAAGACCAUGUUACCACACAUCAUAGCCAACAUACCUCAGAUGUUGGUCAACAGUGACUGGCGCUACCGUCACGCAGCGCUCAUGGCCAUCUCUGCCUGUGGGGAAGGAUGCCACGCCCAGAUGGAGCAGAUGUUAGGCAAUGUUCUGGAGGCAGUAUUACCCUAUGUUAAAGAUGAGCACCCCCGAGUGAGAUACGCAGCAUGUAAUGCCCUGGGUCAGCUCUCUACAGACUUUGGCCCGGUGUUUCAGAAGAAAUUCCACGAUAAGGUGGUACCAAGUCUACUGCUGAUCAUGGACGACACAAACCAUCCCCGUGUCCAGGCCCACGGCGCGGCAGCUCUUGUGAACUUCAGUGAGGAGUGUCCCAAGUCUAUACUGGCGAUUUACUUAGAUGCCAUCAUCAACAAACUAGAAGAAGUCCUCACAGCUAAGUUUAAAGAGUUGUUAGAAAAGGGCACAAAGCUGGUGUUAGAACAGGUGGUCACCACACUGGCUUCUGUAGCAGACACAGUGGAGGAAAAAUUCAUAGAUUAUUAUGACAGGUUUAUGCCAUGUCUUAAGUACAUCAUGCAGAACGCUGUUAACACAGAACUGAAACUGCUGAGGGGGAAGACAAUCGAGUGCAUCAGUCUGAUAGGAUUAGCUGUAGGAAAAGAUAAGUUCAUGCAGGACUGUACAGAGGUGAUGCAGUUGUUGGUGAAGACGCAGACUGAUCAGCAAGAGUUAGCCGAGGAUGACCCACAGGUUUCGUACAUGAUCUCGGCCUGGGCAAGGAUGUGCAAGAUACUGGGCUCAGAAUUCCAGCAGUACCUCCCUCUUGUCAUGGGACCUGUCUUACGAGCUGCAUCCAUCAAACCAGAGGUCACGCUUGUCGACUCUGAAGAUGUGAAGACACUGGAGAAUGAUGCAGACUGGCAGUUUGUCACACUGGGAGAACAGCAAAGUUUUGGCAUUCGCACAGCGGGUUUAGAGGAGAAGGCUACUGCGUGUCAGAUGUUGGUGUGCUACGCCCGAGAACUCAAGGAGGCCUUCUCAGAAUAUUCAGAGGAGGUCGUCAAAAUCAUGGUCCCACUUCUCAAAUUCUACUUCCACGAUGAUGUACGGAUAUCUGCAGCAGAGAGUUUACCCCAUCUACUGGAAUGUGCCAAAAUCAAGGGAGAGCAAUAUGUGGUAGACAUGUGGGCUUAUAUCUGUCCACAGCUGCUGAAGGCUCUGGAGAUAGAGCCUGAACAAAAUGUCCUGCCCGAGCAUCUCAACUCUCUGGCGAAGUGUAUAGAGACAUUGGGGAAGGGCUGUUUGUCAGAUGAGUACAUGUCUAGCACAAUACAAAACCUGGACAGAAUUCUGAAGGAGCAUUUUGAGCGCCAGUUAAAGAGACAAGACCAGAGAAAAGAUGAAGAUUAUGAUGAUGUUGUAGAGGAGUCUUUGCUAGACGAGGAUGAUGAAGACACAUACAUUCUGAGUAAAGUGGCUGAUGUGGUACAUUCAUUAUUUGGCACGCACAAGGAGACAUUCUUACCAAUGUUCGAACAACUUCUACCACAUUUCGUUAAAUUAUUGGACCCUAGUCGACCCUGGCCUGACAGACAGUGGGGUUUAUGUAUCUGGGAUGAUGUACUAGAACAUACCGGCCCACAUUCUGUGAAAUACCAGGAGUACUUCCUGCCAAGCCUAAUGACGUACAUCUGUGAUAAGCAAGGGGAGGUAAGGCAGGCUGCUGCAUACGGGAUUGGUGUGAUGGCACAGUUUGGAGGAGAUGCCUACGCCCAGGCCUGUGCGCAGAGUAUUCCAUUACUGUACCAAGUCAUUCAAGAUCCGGAAAGUAAGUCAGUCGAAAAUAUCAAUCCAACAGAGAACGCCAUCUCCGCGGUAACAAAGAUCUGCAAGUACAACCGCAGCCAAGUAGAUGUGGAUAAAAUUAUUCCUGACUGGUUGUCAUGGUUACCAGUAACUGAGGACGAUGAUGAAGCUGUACAUAUCUACAACUUCCUGUGUGAUCUCAUUGAAAUGAAUCAUCCGAUGGUUUUGGGCGAGAACAACCAGAAUUUGCCACGUAUUCUGAGCAUCGUUGGAGAAGUGUUCUUUAAAGAGUCUGUAGAGAAAGAUUCUGAUAUUUAUAAACGUUUGCUGAUGAUUAUUAACCAGGUUAAGACAAAUGCAGAGAUAUUUCAGACGUGUUUGAACCAGAUUUCAGAAGAUCAGCAGGCAGCUCUCACAUCAGCCAUCAUGUGUAGUGAGUAAACCACGGAGAAAUCACGUCCAGCUGUUGGGGAGAUGAUUUUAAAGAUCGGGCCUGGAUUUAAAAAAGCAAUUCAGAAAUUCUUUCUGGACAUUGAAUCCACGAGUUCUCAUAAUGAAGUGUUUUUUUGAACUGUUUAAAGAAACUUUCAUGUGCACUGUUUUCAUUUAUAUAUAUAAAAUGCUGUACUGAAUAUAUUUCUUCUAUUUCAGGAUAGCUUGGAGUAUUAAAAUGUAUAAUGUGGUUGUUACAUGUGAGUCUACAAAAUUUGAGAGAUUUUAUUGCCAUUCGAAACUAGUGAACCCAUUAAUAAAAAUGCCAGUACUUUAUAUAUGUAACGCAUGUGUUAAAUUUAAAUUUAAAAUGUUUAACACAUUAAAUAUACACAACAGGCUUACACUGGUCGUAAAGGCUACAGAAUGUGGAAAAAAGUGGCAGAGGAACAGAGAAUGUCUUGGUGAACAUUGUUUACUGGAGUUUUGCCCGGUUAAUGCAGGUUAUUUUGCACGGAUUUUUGGUGCGUGAAGUUUCUCUGCGCUAAGCUUGUCUUAAAUGCCAGUUAUUUUAACCUGGAGAACUCCUCGGCAGUGUAUAGAUUACACUGUACACAAAAGGCCAGUACAAUACACAAAAGGCCAAUACAGUACAUAUCCAUUCACAGUACACAGAGGCCACUCACAUUACAUAACAGGCUUUCACAGAUCACAAGAGGCUUACACAGUAGACUUAAACAGUUCACAUCAGGUUUAGGCAGUAGGCUUGCAGAGUUCACAACUGGCUUACACAGUACAUAGUAGACAUUCACAUGACACGUCUAGCUUACACAGAUGACAACAGGCUUACACAGUAGACUUAAACAGUUCACAUCAGGUUUAGGCAGUAGGCUUGCAGAGUUCACAACUGGCUUACACAGUAUAUAGUAGACAUUCACAUGACACGUCUAGCUUACACAGAUGACAACAGGCUUACACAGUAGACUUAAACAGUUCACAUCAGGUUUAGGCAGUAGGCUUACGGAGUUCACAACUGGCUUACACAGUACAUAGUAGACAUUCAAAUUACGCGUCUGGCUUACACAGCUUACAACAGGCUUAUAAAGUAGACUAAAACAGUUCAUAUCAGGUUUAGGCAGUAGGCUUGCAGAGGUCACAACUGGCUUACACAGUACACAGUGGAAUUACACAGUACACAGUUGACGUACACAGUAGACUUACACUGUACACAGUACACACUAUACACAGUACAUACUCUACCCAUGUCUCCAUGCUACAUUGUUAGAAAAUCAUAGUUUAGGAUGAUGAUACGCUAAGUAAUUGACGGCUCGAGAUGUUAAUUUUUACUUAAAAGGUUAA
Molecule: messenger RNA, 4681 nt
Organism: Liolophura sinensis
Lineage: Eukaryota; Metazoa; Mollusca; Polyplacophora; Chitonida; Chitonidae
Product: importin-5-like
Exons: 28
Coding region: 41-3331 (1096 amino acids)
Biological process (GO): protein import into nucleus
Molecular function (GO): protein binding
Source: RefSeq, a predicted model, not a curated record